AGGCCGACAACUGAGACUCAAGCAGGACAACACUUCUACCUCCUGCGAAGGGAUAUCUAUUUUAACAGACAUUAAGUAGCCCUAUGAACGAACUGAAACUUCAGCGGAAUACGGAUCUCUGUGCCGCCGCGUUUCGUUUCUCCUCCCCGACAGUGUGGUGCUGCAUGCCGCAGGUUGAAGUGCCAUGAAUAAGCCUGAACAACAGAUGCCAACCACAUAGGUCACUUUACCUCCCUUUCCGUUUGCUUCGAACAGAGGAUGCUGGGAAUGUGGCGUGGGCGAAGGAAGUUACUGGUGGCCUCUCUCGCACUGCUCUUCAUCCCGGCACUCACCUGGCUUUACCUGUCAGUCGGGAGCUUUCAGGUGAAGCCUCUCCCCUUGUCUCCAUUGGAAGCCCAAUCAUCAAUGGCAGUGGGCCGACGUGGCGAGCAGAAGUCCUUAGAGCUGCGGGUCCGUGCAGUCGAGGAGGAGAACCACGCGCUGCGCCGGGAUUUGAGCCGAACACCGAGGAGUUCGCCUGCACGCCAUCCAAAUAGUGAUCACCACGGAAACCAAACCCGAAAUCAUUCAGAGGAAGGCACUGGUGACAAUGAGGGCCAGAAGUCUGCUGCAGUUGUGGGAAACCGCUCAGACUGUGUGCAGCAGCCAAUGGUGGAUAAGUGUGAGACCAUCCAUGUGGCCAUCGUAUGUGCAGGUUACAACGCCAGUCGAGACGUGGUUACACUGGUUAAAUCUGUCCUUUUCCACAGACGGAACCCACUACAUUUCCAUUUCAUCACAGACUCCAUUGCUCAGCAGAUCCUCUCUUCUCUGUUCCAUACAUGGAUGGUCCCUGCUGUCAAGGUCGACUUCUACGAUGCAGAUGAGCUAAAGUCAGAGGUUUCAUGGAUCCCCAACAAACAUUACUCUGGAAUCUACGGCCUGAUGAAGCUUGUCCUAACUAAGACGCUGCCAUCCGACCUGCAGAGAGUCAUUGUCCUGGACACAGACAUUACAUUUGCCACUGACAUCGCUGAACUCUGGGCGGUUUUCCACAAGUUUAAAGGUCAGCAGGUCCUUGGUCUGGUAGAGAACCAGAGUGACUGGUACCUGGGAAAUCUGUGGAAGAACCAUCGACCCUGGCCGGCUCUGGGCAGAGGCUUCAACACUGGGGUCAUUUUGCUUCUCCUGGAUCGUCUGAGGAAGCUGAGAUGGGAGCAGAUGUGGAGGCUAACUGCAGAGCGAGAGCUUAUGAGCAUGCUGUCCACCUCCUUGGCAGACCAGGACAUCUUCAACGCUGUGAUCAAACAGAACCCGUUCCUGAUUCACCAGCUGCCCUGCUUCUGGAACGUGCAGCUGUCCGACCACACCCGAUCCGAGAAGUGCUACAAAGACGUGUCAGACCUCAAGGUCAUCCACUGGAAUUCUCCCAAGAAGUUGCGAGUGAAGAACAAGCAUGUUGAGUUUUUUCGGAAUCUCUAUCUAACCUUCCUGGAGUACGAUGGCAACCUGCUGCGGCGAGAGCUAUUUGGCUGUCCCAGCGAGGCUGACCACAACAGUGAAAAUCUUCAGAAGACUCUAUCACAGCUGGAUGAAGAUGAUCCUUGCUACGAGUUUCGCCGAGAACGGUUCACAGUUCACCGAACACACCUCUACUUUCUCCACUAUGAGUAUGAGCCCAGCACUGACAACACUGACGUCACGCUAGUCGCCCAGCUUUCUAUGGACAGGCUCCAGAUGCUGGAGGCCAUUUGUAAGCACUGGGAAGGCCCUAUCAGCCUCGCCCUGUACCUGUCCGAUGCCGAGGCCCAGCAGUUUCUGCGCUACGCUCAGGGCUCCGAGGUACUAAUGAGCCGUGGAAAUGUUGGCUACCACAUCGUCUACAAAGAAGGACAGUUCUACCCAGUUAACCUGCUUCGUAAUGUGGCCAUGCGGCACGUCAACACACCCUUCAUGUUCCUGUCCGACAUUGACUUCCUACCUAUGUACGGCCUAUACGAGUACCUAAGGAAGUCAGUGUUGCAGCUGGACAUGACCAGUGCCAAGAAAGCCCUAGUGGUUCCAGCUUUUGAGACCCUGCGAUACCGUCUGUCUUAUCCUAAAUCCAAAGCUGAGCUGCUCUCUCAGCUGGACAUGGGUACACUCUUCACUUUUCGGUACCAUGUUUGGACUAAAGGCCAUGCACCAACUAACUUUGCCAAGUGGCGCACAGCCACUACGCCCUACAGGGUGCAGUGGGAAGCCGACUUUGAGCCUUACGUCAUGGUUAGGAGGGAUAGUCCUGAAUAUGACCGCCGCUUUGUGGGCUUUGGCUGGAACAAGGUUGCGCACAUCAUGGAGCUGGAUGCACAAGAGUAUGACUUUGUGGUUCUGCCCAAUGCCUACAUGAUCCACAUGCCUCAUGCGCCAAGCUUCGAUAUUACCAAGUUCCGUUCCAACAAACAGUACCGGGUUUGCCUCAAGACCCUGAAGGAGGAGUUCCAGCAGAACAUGUCGCGGCGCUAUGGCUUUGCCGCUCUAAAAUAUAUGACAGCCGAGAACAACAGCUAGCCACCACUGGAGACCCUCAUUCCCCCGGCCCUGAACUUAUGAAACCCUCCAUGGGCAAGGGGGGCGGCAGGAAACAGACAGCCCCGUGUCUGGAUAUGAAGAUGCUUUGUUUGAACGAUUGACCAUGGGUGUGGGUCUUCAUGUCUAUUCUUUGUCCUGUGCAGUGGGUUUAAAUGCUGGGAAAGAGGACACAACUGGCCUUGGCAUCUGACAAGGAAAGCAGACAUUGCCCUAUUUGUAAGGCCAGUGACAGAGCUGUUGCAACAAGUGACAUUAUGUAUGCCUGUAUGUUCGUGCAAUUGAGCAAAUUUGUGACUAUAUAUUUGUCCCUCCCAGGGCAGUGCUUGGCAAAAAGCUUAAGAGAGCUGAAGAUGUGAGUAAAGCAUUGUGGGCUUACAUUCUGUUGCACACCUGCUGAGUGUCAAACACCUGCAGCGGUCUGACUGACAGCAUGCUACUACUUAAAUUCAAACAGUGACCAGCAAGGCCAGAUAACAAAUAGGUAAAGAUAUCCCCACAAUUUAAAUUUUAUUGCUGAUCAAAAUAAAUCCUCUUCCACAUAUACAAAGGAAAAUAAAGUGCAAAACUGGCUGGGGUCAUCCAUGCGGUUGAUAUCCAUGGUAUCUCCACAUCAGCCUGAGCAUGCUGCUAAAGUGUUUCCAUUGUUUUUUACCACUAUGGAAUGUGACAAGGGCAGGUGCAGUGAACUGUUGUAUUUUAAAUUAACGCCAGCGCGCUUUGCGCAAAUGCUCCGGUCAGUUUGUGAAGCUCACCACACUGAAUAGCACUAAGCAAAGAUGCAUCAGUCACAGAGUUUCAUUCAUCAGUUGGUUUACAGUCCCAAUGGGGCGAGCAAGGAGGCGUAGUGUAUCUGAGAAGCAGAGAACAGAAACUGUCAAAAUCUACCACUUGGAGUGCGAAGAGAAGCACUUUAUUUCUCUCUUUCUGGCCUUUAGUUUGAUGAUAGUAACUUUGUGGCAAACUAUCCUGUUUUCCCCACACAGAUCCAGAUGUUGGUUUGACCAGCUUUUGCCAUUGCUGUAGCCCCUGUGGCCUGAAUGUCACCAUAUUACAAUCAUACUAUAUCAUCACUGUUGUACAUCAACAUCAGGAAGUCUGUUACUACAUGAGAAAAUUUGAAAGAUUCAUGGAUGGAUGAAAGGUGACAGAUAUUUGUCAAUGUUCAGUAAGUAAAUUCCACUGUGAUAUUUAACAUUAUAUUCAAUGUUAUAGAUGCUUGAAAAGAAUUGGAAUGAGUCCUGGUGGGAUUGCAUUAGGAUGUUGGUUUCCCAGUUGAAAUGUAUUGAUAUUAUCUUGGUGGUGGUGCUGAUUCAUGUGAAGCUGUUUGGUAACUGACACCGGAAGGAAAAGAAAAACUUUAUUGGUUGAUGCAUUCCACAGAUCUUAUAUCGGUAAAACUGGCCAGGGAUCAGACAACCAUUAUAAGUGCAUAUAUCCAUCAUGAUCAUAUGUGUAGAAAUAGCUUCAGCUGCCAUUAUCCCAGGGGACUGUCAUGUCCACUUCCACCAAUUCAAUUAACAAGGGAGGACAGGUGCAUUUACACAUGUGCAAAACCAGAUCAGUAUGCUCCUCAAAACUCACAUUUCCAUUAAGUUCAGACACUCAUUUCCGGCAGCUUUUAUGCUAAAGAAAUACAUCACACAAGGUAAUAAAAGUUCUACUUCAUAGCUCAACAAUACACUUUCAUUUUUACCUCAUUCAAGAGGAUGAGAGUUCCUAAAAGUCUUACCCACACAGUCAUCUCAAGGGCAACUAAACAGCUGCAAAUUCCAUCUACAUGGAGACCAUGGUAUACGAUUGAAUGCUUGAGAAAAAAAGGGGUUUCUGAAUCACUUUCUAUGAGGUCUGUGUUGCAUUAUAUACAUACUUAUAAUGAGUUAUAAUCAGUCACCGGACUGGCAGUUGCCAUCGGAGGGUCAGUCGGGCUGUUCCUGGGGCAAGAGAGAGACAGCGAUUAUUUCUCUUCAGCCAUAAAAAAAAGACAGGCCACAGGCCUCUUACCCUGAGACUGGUUUGCAGUGGGUCUGGUUCUCACUCCUCAGUAACUCAAGACAGUCUUGCUUCCGUGUCCCCUGGUUGAGGUUAAAAAGGCUCCUGAUUGGUUGUCCCACACAGGUGGAUUGAAGCAGAGACCUGGGUGGGGAGGAGUUCCCUUUGAGAAUCCUCUGGAGUAGUGCCGCCC
Molecule: messenger RNA, 4732 nt
Organism: Gasterosteus aculeatus aculeatus (three-spined stickleback)
Lineage: Eukaryota; Metazoa; Chordata; Actinopteri; Perciformes; Gasterosteidae
Gene: large1
Product: LARGE xylosyl- and glucuronyltransferase 1
Biological process (GO): protein O-linked glycosylation via mannose
Cellular component (GO): Golgi apparatus
Molecular function (GO): glucuronosyltransferase activity; xylosyltransferase activity
Source: RefSeq, a predicted model, not a curated record